AAAAUCUUGUCAGACAAACUUCAAUCCAAAGGUCUGAGAGGAGCACACUAUUAGAAAUUUUGGAUUUUUUUUUUUUUUUUUAACAAAUGACCGCUUGUUUGCUCACAUUCACAGGGACAAUGUCGAACAAAUCGGGGUGUAAGUUGUGUCGUUCUGUGUGGCACGCGACCUUGCUGCUGUCCACCUUGCUCAUCGGUUUGCUCUACUACACCCCUUCCUUUCGAUGUAUGACACAAGAACUUGAAGAACCCAUCAUGAACCCUGCACACCGUCCCGUCUUGGUGCUCAUCUGGCUCUGGCCCUUUAACCAGACCUUUGACCUUGACCUCUGCAGCUCCCACUUCAACAUUCACAGCUGUGUCUUAACAGCCGACCGGAAUUUCUUUGAUAAAGCCGAUGGUGUCCUGAUCCACCACCGGGACAUCGCUUGGGAUGCGUCGAAUCUCCCGCAGUUUCUUCGGCCGCCCCAUCAGAAGUGGAUCUGGAUGAAUUCCGAGUCGCCGUCGAACACGGCCCGGAUCCCCGGCCUCGACAACCUGUUUAACAUCUCGCUGAGUUACCGCAAAGACGCCGACAUCAGCGUGCCUUAUGGCUCUCUGGUUCCAGUUGACCACCAGUUUGAGGACAUUGUGGACUUUCUACCUUCUGAAAAGGACAAGCUAGUCUGCUGGAUCGUUAGCAACUACAAGCCAGAACACGGGAGGGUGCAGUACUACCAGCAGCUGCGCAAGUACGUCCAGAUUCAUGUCUACGGCGACUGGUUCGAGAAGCACGUUUCCGAAGAAGAGUACAAAGACAUCAUCUCGAGCUGCAAGUUCUACCUGUCCUUCGAGAACUCCGUGCACAAGGACUACAUCACAGAGAAACUGUUCAACGCCCUGGAUCUGGGGGCCGUCCCCAUCGUCUUCGGCCCGUCCAGGCAGAACUACGAGCGCUUCGUCCCCGGCGACGCCUUCAUCCACGUGGACGACUUCCCUUCCAUGAGGGCUCUGGCUAGGCAUCUCUUCUUUUUGCACCGAAACGAAGCCUUGUAUCUCAGGUACUUCAGGUGGAGGAGACGUUUCCGAGUAAAGAUGUCUUCCUUCCCGGUGGAAAACGCGUGCCAGUGUUGCGAGUACAUCCGACGGAACAGGCAGUAUCAGGUGCUUACAAAUCUGUAUCAGUGGUACUGGGAUACGAGCGAAGGACUUGACCUGCCACCGUCCUUCUACUAACCUGAACACAACUUUCAGUGCCAUGAGACUUUUUCUUUUCCCUAUUCGCUGCCUCGGUCAGACUGCUCAGGUAAUUCAUCAAUUUGAAUAUAAAUCUGGCAUGUGUAUGUUUAUGAAUUCAGGUCUUUUAUCACUGAUCCUGAAGGCUGGAAUGUUGGGACUUGAUACUUAUCUGUACUCACAUGUGAUUAUUUAUUUCUUACAACACAACACUCCAUGUUUCUGCAUCUGUCAGCUUAAAGACUGUGAACAUUUAAUCAAUAGCGACUGUUCUUGUUGAAGAAAAGGAGUUCAAUUCAGACAGAGAUUGUUUUCUAGCUUCUAUGAUCAUAAUAAGCUAAAAACAAAAGACCUGAAUGAAAAAUUCAAUAAAUAAAUGCAAUUAAUGCAAUGA
Messenger RNA from Pangasianodon hypophthalmus (striped catfish), 1608 nucleotides. RefSeq names its product 4-galactosyl-N-acetylglucosaminide 3-alpha-L-fucosyltransferase 9-like. Bases 87 to 1214 code for a protein of 375 amino acids. The record is from RefSeq and is a predicted model, not a curated record. Gene Ontology annotation, cellular component: membrane. Gene Ontology annotation, molecular function: alpha-(1->3)-fucosyltransferase activity. Lineage: Eukaryota; Metazoa; Chordata; Actinopteri; Siluriformes; Pangasiidae. The transcript has a single exon.